AGUCAGCGCGCAGAGGGGACCUAAGGGGCGCUUCUGCGCAGGCGUGGGCUCCUAAAUCUAUCCGGGAUCUGCCCCGGCUCUGUCCUUUCGUUCGUAGACAUGGGAACGCCACAGAAGGAUGUUACUAUCAAGUCAGAUGCACCCAACACCCUAUUAUUGGAGAAACAUGCAGAUUAUAUUGCAUCCUAUGGCUCAAAGAAAGAUGAUUAUGAAUACUGCAUGUCUGAGUAUUUGAGAAUGAGUGGUAUCUAUUGGGGUCUGACAGUAAUGGAUCUCAUGGGACAACUUCAUCGCAUGAAUAGAGAAGAAAUUUUGAUAUUUAUUAAGUCAUGCCAACAUGAGUGUGGUGGAAUAAGUGCUAGUAUUGGACAUGAUCCUCAUCUUUUAUACACUCUCAGUGCUGUCCAGAUUCUUACUCUGUAUGAUAGUAUCAAUGUUAUUGACGUAAACAAAGUUGUGGAAUAUGUACAAAGUCUACAGAAAGAAGAUGGUUCUUUUGCUGGAGACAUUUGGGGAGAAAUUGAUACAAGAUUCUCUUUCUGUGCAGUGGCAACUUUGGCUCUAUUGGGGAAGCUUGAUGCCAUUAAUGUGGAAAAGGCAAUUGAAUUUGUUUUAUCCUGUAUGAACUUUGAUGGUGGAUUUGGUUGCAGACCAGGUUCUGAAUCUCAUGCUGGGCAGAUCUAUUGUUGCACAGGAUUCCUGGCUAUUACCAGUCAGUUGCAUCAAGUAAAUUGUGAUUUACUUGGUUGGUGGCUUUGUGAACGACAGUUACCCUCAGGUGGACUCAAUGGAAGGCCAGAGAAGUUACCAGAUGUAUGUUAUUCAUGGUGGGUAUUGGCUUCCCUAAAGAUAAUUGGAAGGCUUCAUUGGAUUGACAGAGAGAAAUUGCGUAGUUUCAUCUUAGCAUGUCAAGAUGAAGAAACGGGUGGAUUUGCGGACAGGCCAGGAGAUAUGGUGGAUCCUUUUCAUACAUUAUUUGGAAUUGCUGGAUUGUCACUUUUGGGAGAAGAACAGAUUAAACCUGUUAGUCCUGUUUUUUGCAUGCCUGAAGAAGUGCUUCGGAGGAUGAAUGUUCAGCCUGAGCUAGUGAACUAGAUUCAUUGAAUUUGAGCUAGAUUCAAACGUUGAAUAGUAUAGUUUUGCCAUCUCAACAUUUCUCUGUUUGACGUGCUUAUCAAACUUAAAAAUUGCUGUUAAUACUUUGUAUAUUGUGUUAAAUUAAUUUCAGUAAAUCAUGUAAUUAUAUAUUUUGUAAAAUAAA
Messenger RNA from Microcebus murinus (gray mouse lemur), 1261 nucleotides. It is a transcript of the gene RABGGTB, whose product is annotated as Rab geranylgeranyltransferase subunit beta. Gene Ontology annotation, molecular function: Rab geranylgeranyltransferase activity. Gene Ontology annotation, cellular component: Rab-protein geranylgeranyltransferase complex. Lineage: Eukaryota; Metazoa; Chordata; Mammalia; Primates; Cheirogaleidae. The record is from RefSeq and is a predicted model, not a curated record. Gene Ontology annotation, biological process: protein geranylgeranylation.